GUGGUGCGGUUGAUUGGCAACACCUGCGCUCGUUGGCCGAGACGUGUGCGUCGUGCGCGUGACCCCUAUAUCUUUACUAGAGUCUCUCUCUCUUUACUGCUGACUAUGUUUACAAUGGACCGAUCAAAGCCCGCGGCCUCCGCCGUCUGCUGCCUCCGCGGUGUUUUGUUGCUGCUUCUGGUCAACUGCAACGUGCCGCUGCUCGUCUCGUCCCCCUCCAACGCGCUCCUCCCCCCGGACGAGUUCACCUACCCGUACAGCAGCAUCUUCUCCCCGCUGCUGCGAGCCCUGUCGGAGCACGGAGGAUCCAGGUGGAACCCAGGUCAGAGGCGGAAGGUGAAGCCCGAGCGCAGGUACAUGAGGUACCUGACGGAGGUUUACAAGAAGCCCUCCCGGGGGCAGAGGAGUGUUGUCGGAGACAAGGUCUACAACACCAUCAGACUGAUCAAACCCCAGGAUGAAUGUGUGGUACAGAGCAGCACAGAAAGUUUCACGCAGGAUUUGUCUUACAGCCUUGAUCAAGUUAGAGAUGAAGAACAGCUUUUGAAGUCAGCCCUGCUGUUCAGGCUUGACCAUGAACUUCCAACACCUGCGAUCUCUGUUUGUUCCCUUAGUCUCAAUGAGCCUUCAAACCAUUGCCAGCUGUGUCUAGGUUCCCCCCAUGCUGUGAAUCUCACAGCCAGUGCAGACAGAAAAAAACACCGGAAAUGGGUGGAGCUUGACAUCAGCUCAAUGAUUCAGCCAAUUAUAAAGUUUCCAAAGAAGAAUAUAAAGCUGCUUGUUAAUGUUUCAUGCCCAGAUGGGCAAAAAACCUGGAGCAGCAAUCACAGAAAUCUGUUGGAGUUCACUCUGAGGUACCCUCCUCUGAUUCUUUAUCUCAAGGACACGGGCAAAUCUGUCCACCAUGGUGUUGCAGUCAAUACCAGCUCAAUCCAUACCCUGUUCCCUGAGGCAAACGCAUUUCAGAAGCCAGUGGUUUUCAAGCCUGAACGGAAACACAAGAGGAGAUGUAAGAGGGAGCCGUCCAAGAGCAAGCGAGGUGAUAAAGGCCUGGACAUCCACCUCCCGGAUCUCCUGCCCAGCUCCGUGUUCCCAACCAGCGACUGUGCCUUGUACGAUUUCAAGGUGCGGUUCAGUCAGCUCAAGCUGGACCACUGGAUUGCUUUCCCACCAAAAUACGACCCAAGAUACUGCAAAGGCACCUGCCCGAGGACCAUGGGUUUCAUCUAUGGCUCGCCGGUCCACACUAUGGUACAGAACAUCAUCUAUGAGAAGCUCGACUCCUCUGUGCCCAGACCCUCGUGUGUUCCCUCCCACUACAGCCCCCUCAGUGUCAUCAUAGUCGAAGCGGAUGGCUCUUAUGCCCAAAAGGAGUUCAAGGACAUGAUUGCUACUAGGUGCACAUGUCGCUAGCCAUACACCAAGCUCCUCUAAAACAGUUAUCGCUGCACUUUUUUGGUGUAUCAACCAUUCUGGCCAGGCUCAGUGAGUUCAUAAAUUUAAUGCACAAAUAAAAUCAUCUAGAGCAGAUGAUGCAAAUGCAAACAGAAGUAUGGCUGUUUUCUUUUUGUUUAAAGCCAAAGAAUACCAAUUGAACAUACCAGCGAUGGUCCAACACAUUUAAAGGGGGAGAAUGAGUGUGUGGUUUUCUGUUAUGUUGUUUGUUCUUUUUUUAUUUUUUGUUAAUUUAUUAUGAUUUUUUGCAGGAAGUCUGCCAAUGUAACACAAUUGACAGAUUUUAAGUAGCCCUGUUCUGGACAAGACAAACAAAGAAACAAACAAACAAAAAAGAAGCCGUCACAAUCUCUUAACAGACCUUUUACAGAUUGUUUUAUUCUUGAAGAUGCCUGGAAGCUGUUGGAAGGGGCUGCUGUCUUCCCCACCUUCAGAAUGAAAGUUAUAAAAGUGCGUACUUAAUACUUCUGGUCACUAAGUGACUCUGUUUGUGUAAUAUACUUGUAAACUAACUUCAUGUAUGAAUUUGUAUAGGUUGAAUGUGACUUAAGACAAAUCUAUUUAUGGUUGUCAAAUGAAUUCACUGUGUGUCUGCUCUGCUCAAAAACAUGCAAAAAAAAAUGUAAGCAUGUCAAACCUUUCUAAAUCAGUUGCAUAAAAUAAAAAAAACAUGUUUUGCAUUAUUAUUGCAUUAA
Molecule: messenger RNA, 2150 nt
Organism: Oryzias latipes (Japanese medaka)
Lineage: Eukaryota; Metazoa; Chordata; Actinopteri; Beloniformes; Adrianichthyidae
Gene: gdf9
Product: growth differentiation factor 9
Cellular component (GO): extracellular region
Molecular function (GO): growth factor activity; cytokine activity
Source: RefSeq, a predicted model, not a curated record